Messenger RNA from Rhododendron vialii, 1206 nucleotides. Its product is annotated as CASP-like protein 4A3. Lineage: Eukaryota; Viridiplantae; Streptophyta; Magnoliopsida; Ericales; Ericaceae. Bases 178 to 828 code for a protein of 216 amino acids. The record is from RefSeq and is a predicted model, not a curated record. The transcript is spliced from 3 exons.
CGUAUUUGCAUCCGAAGAUAUGUUAUAAAAUUAUGUUGGUACACUUUUUGAAAAAGUUCUCUCCCCCUCUUUUCCCUUGCCCUUUUCUUCCCUCCCAAACACUCAUCACUCAUAUAAACAGAGAUACAGCCGAAGAGAAAAAAGCAUGGAAACGGCGAGAAAACAGCGAAGGAUCAAAUGUCGGACCUCGAUUCACGCAUCGAAUCGUUCCGCUCCGCCCUCCAAUCGGACGACGAACGGGAAAACGUAAAGACGCCGUCGGUACCGAAUUUGCCGCCGCCCCCGGGGUUGACGAAGGAGGGAGGCUUUGGCGGCGGUAAGGAGGCGGCGGUGUUAGGGCGGAGGUUGAGGAGGAGGAGGAGGAGGGAGGUGAUGGUGAAAAGGGCGGAGUUAGGGUUUAGGGUUUGCGAGGUGAUUCUGUGCUUGGUUUCGUUCUGUGUCAUGAUGUCUGAUAAGUCUCGAGGAUGGGCUGGAGACUCCUACUAUAGAUACACGGAAUUCAGGUAUUGCGUAGCCAUGACUUUAAUUGGCUUUGCAUAUUCAGGGUUUCAAGCAAGCAAUCUAACCUACAAUUUGAUAACUGGGAAUCAUGUUAUCUUUCACCACCUCCGUUAUCACUUCAAUUUUGCCAUGGAUCAGAUUCUGGCAUAUCUUCUUAUAUCGGCAUCAUCAUCAGCAGCCACCAGGAUAGACGAUUGGGUAUCAAACUGGGGCAAAGACAAGUUCACAUAUAUGGCUACCCUGUCCGUAGCGAUGUCCUUGCUUGCUUUUGCUGCCUUGGCGCUCAGCACUCUCAUUUCUGGGUACAACCUCAUCACCAUUGCCUGAUUGCUCUCAAUCAUCACUCUCUGUUAUCAGUUUAAAGGUCCUCAAUGAAUGAUCAGGCAGAAUCCGGACGGAAAUUGUUGGUGGCGGAGAGAAUUUCGAUAGGUCUGGAUGUCGGGGUGUUUGGAUCCACAACUUUGGCCUAUGUUCAAUUUGUAAGAAAAAGCAAGAUAGGGAUCAGUUGUAAAAAUUCAGAGUAAUGUCGAUAUUAUUCGAUAUAGCCAGUAUAUUUUGCCCACAUGGUAGUUCCAUAAACAGUUGUAACAAUUGCGGUAUCAAUGUAUAGAGAAGCCAUUAAAAUUGCCUCUCUAGCUAGCCCAAACCCAUCCAACAAUAAGAUGUUCGCGUGAUGUUCAAAGUUUGGACUGCAUGACAGAUAAA